This is a messenger RNA of Cylicocyclus nassatus, 915 nucleotides long. Lineage: Eukaryota; Metazoa; Nematoda; Chromadorea; Rhabditida; Strongylidae. The record is from the annotation of a GenBank genome assembly.
AUGUCCGUGUAUCACAACUGGUUAGGAGUGUCCAAAAAAGCAUUUAAGACUCGCUCAUUGCUCAGCCGUCAGUCGGUCUUUCUCACUGCUGGAAGGAUGUUACCUUUGAUGAUCCUUAGCUUUGCUGGGUACUCGCUGGCCUUUCUGAAUCUCGGCUCAAUACAAUCGGUAGCGGUAACUGGACGUUUGUUUUGCAAUGGUGUACCAGAUACUGACGUCAAGGUGAAACUAUAUGAUAAGGAAAUAACAAUUGAUGACCUAAUGGAUGAAGGAAAAACUAAUGAAACCGGUGGAUUUCUUCUUCAUGGCUCAAAGAAAGAAGUUACUAGUAUCGAUCCAAAAUUGUACAUCUAUCACAGUUGCGGACGACACUUCUGCGGGAAACUUGGCAUUCGCAUCCCAGACGACUUCGUCAGCGACGGCACCACACCUUAUAAAACCUUUGAUAUCGGUAUAAUCAACUUAGCUGGCGAAUUUAGUGCCAGAGGAAAAGUAACGACUUUGACGGGCAAUCUUCUUAACUUCGAUGUAUUACAAAUAUGUCUAGAGGGAAAACUGGUUUACAGUCGCAAUUCCAACUUUAAGAAAAGUAUUGCAAAAGCUAUAAAGGAAAGGAGCUGGCAUUUGAUGUCAAAAUGGACGAAUACAGGACACCACAACCGGAUUUUAUCUUUCUGGUUUGAAGAAAGCAAUUGGCUCUGUCGAUCCUCAUACAUCUAUCACAAAUGCAACUAUAAAAAAAAUUGCUACGAAAAUCUUGGCAAAACCAUUUUACAUGACUUCGUCACUGAAGGCCCUACACUGAACAAAAAGUUUUAUAUUAGUACAAUCACUCUAGCUGACAUGUUUACUGAUGAAGAAUUGAUUGUACAGAUCAAAUACAGCAGGGAAACGGACACAUACAGGGGAAUAUAA